Messenger RNA from Mucor velutinosus, 1476 nucleotides. RefSeq names its product Cu(2+)-transporting P-type ATPase. Gene Ontology annotation, molecular function: transmembrane transporter activity. Gene Ontology annotation, biological process: transmembrane transport. The record is from RefSeq and is a predicted model, not a curated record. The coding region runs from base 1 to 1476 and encodes 491 amino acids. Gene Ontology annotation, cellular component: membrane. Lineage: Eukaryota; Fungi; Mucoromycota; Mucoromycetes; Mucorales; Mucoraceae. The transcript is spliced from 2 exons.
AUGGAUGAAAAGACAGAAAAGAAUCCAUCCGUAGCUGGCUCUAUUGAAAAGAUUGACAUUGAACAUGCCAGCACAUCAGAAAACAAGAGAUUCAUAGGCACACCUUCAGAGAAGAAAUUAGUCAAAAAGAUCAACUUGGCAUUUGCUCCGUUCUUGUGUCUCAUCUUGUUCAUUCAGUUUUGCGACAAAACAACGCUGUCCAUAGCUGCCAUUCUUCCACAAUUCUACAAAGACACUCAUAUCACUCAAGAUCAAUACUCUUGGAUAUCAUCCAUCUUUUACUUGGGCUAUCUUUGCAUGCAGAUAUUCAACAACUACAUGCUCCAGAGAUAUCCUAUAGCCAAAUUUGUGGGCAUCGUGCUUGUCAUUUGGGGCGCUACUUUGCUUUCCAUGGCAUGGGCAACCAAUUUUAGUCAACUGGCCGCACUCCGUUUCUUACUUGGCUUCUUUGAAGCUGUGACAUAUCCUGCCAUGUUUCUACUCAUUGCCACUUUGUACAGACGGUCAGAACAGGUCAUUUGGUUUGGUGUCAUGUUUAUGAGCAAUGGAUUAGCUGGUAUUCUCGGCAGCAUCAUUGGCGUUGGCGUCUUGCAAAUGCCUACUGUAGGCAGCAUCUCUCCCUGGAAGUGGUCCAUGAUCCUCUUUGGCUCUUUCACUUGCCUUUUGGGCUUCUUUUACUUUGUGUUCUUGCCCGAUAGACCUACAUCACGCUGGUUCAGAUUGACAGAAGAAGAGAAAGAGAUUGUGGAAGAACGCGCUCGAGAUAAUGCCGUUGUUCCUACUGUUGCCAUCAACUAUGCUCAAAUCAGAGAAGCAAUCCGUGAACCUCGCUUCUAUUGCUACACUUUGAUCUCUUUGUUCGGUAACUUUCAGAACGGUGCGCUCACUAAUUUCAGUACAAUCAUCAUUAAAAAUCUCGGCUUCACUGGCGUUAGCACCAUCUUAUUGAAUAUUCCUAGCGGUGUUAUGACAAUCUUACUGAUUGCUCUGUUUACGUUCAUCAGUAAAAAGAAAAACGAAACCAUCUACGUUGCUAUUGCUGCUACGACAGUCUCCUUGGUAGGUUUGAUCAUCUUGACAGCCAUUCCUGACGGCGGUGGAAGACUUGCUGGUUUGUAUCUUGCCUGGGGCAGCACUCCUGCGUACUUGCUCAUGCAAGCUUCAAUCACCAGUAAUGUGUCUGGAUACACAAAGAAGAUUUUCUAUACCUCUGUCAACUUGAUCUUUUAUACCUUUGGCAACUUUAUCGGUCCUCUUUUGCUGGUUGAAAAGGACUCUCCUCGUUAUCUCACUGGAAUGGGUGUCUAUGUUGCCUGUAAUAUCAUCAACAUCUUGUUGUUUCUUUUUAUUCGCCACAGCUAUGUCAAGGAGAACAAGAAGCGUCAAGUUGGCAACGAGUUAUCUAAUGUCGCAUUGCCUGGUGAAUUGGAAGACAUGACAGACGUUGAAAAUAAGUAUUUCGUCUAUCGCCCUUAG